Molecule: messenger RNA, 2663 nt
Organism: Ceraceosorus guamensis
Lineage: Eukaryota; Fungi; Basidiomycota; Exobasidiomycetes; Ceraceosorales; Ceraceosoraceae
Exons: 5
Coding region: 283-2367 (694 amino acids)
Biological process (GO): mRNA processing
Cellular component (GO): spliceosomal complex
Molecular function (GO): mRNA binding
Source: RefSeq, a predicted model, not a curated record
CUCGGAGAAGCAUCAUUUGUGCCAAAGUGACUGUCCGGCCACGCAUUCACGAUUUCCAAUUUGCUUCGUAUUUCCUUUUCACCUUGGCUUCAUCCACCACCCUUCUUUGCAUUUUGCCACAUUCACUGCUUCGCCCUUUGCCACACUCCUACGGACGCCAGUUCUUGCCGCUUCCCAAGCACAGCAAAUCGUCACGCACAGCCGUCACGGGUCGAAUCUUGAAGUCUGAUCAGCCACGCCCAAUCUAAUCAGCCUUUUCUCCGUCUACCUGAGCGUCGCAUCAUGAACGGCUAUCAAGCACGCCCUCGACCAGGGCUAGGAUCCGGCGGGCCAGGCUCCAGCUCAUACGGACCGAGCGGAGGCUACAUGGGUGGACCACCACCAAUGCCUGGUCCUGGAAUGUACGGCCGACCACCUUCAGGUCCAGGUAUGGCCGCUGGGCCAUCUGGCGGCAUGGGCGGUCCGCCGCCUCACCUGACAGGUGCAAACUCCAUGGUCUUUGCAUCCGCCAUGAAUGCGCCAUCCAUGGAUAGUCAACCGCAUGGCAUCAACCCUGGAUGGGCCCAGAGAGCUCAGGAAAUUGGGAAUAGAGGAACAGAAGUCUCGACGACGCUCUAUGUGGGAAACAUCGCGCCUGGUGUGGGCGACGAGUGGGCGAGGAAGCUGUUGCUAGCUUGUGGACCGAUCACGUCGUUCAAACGUGUCAAUGCCAACUUUGGCUUUGUGACUUUUGCAGAUGCGGACGGAGUGUUGCGAGCGCUGGAGACGCUGAACGGCAUCGAGCUGCCGGCUAUGGGCGCAGGCGCAGGCACCGUCAAGGCGCUAGUGGUCAAAGCUCAAGACAAGACUCGAAAGUUCUUGGACGAGUUCGAAAAAGAUAGAGUGGUAGGGGAUGAGGAACGAGGAGCUACGAGCACAUCAGCCGAAACAAUCAAGGCGAUCUUGGAAGCUAUGAAGGAUCCCAAUGCGAUCGGAGGACAAGAAGAGUCGAUCAAUGCCAGCGUGCCUUCCCACUUGAAGGAUCUACCACCUGAAGAUCUGCCAGAGGAGCAUCGUGGCAGCGUGCUAAGCGAGAUCGAACAGUUCAGACAAGCUUCGGCUGCUAGACAAGAAGAAAAGAAGCGCAAAGAGAGGGUGAUGGAGCAGGAGAGGAGAAUGGCUCAAGCUCAAAGCAUGAGGGAGCAAACUCAUCAUCAUCCCAGCAACAAUUGGACGAGCACAGCUGCUGGAUCUCCGAACAACGCAAAUGGAGCUGGUCCGCUGGGCGUGGGCAAGGAUGGACCGCAGAGCUAUCAGAGACCUCUGGGCUUUGUAAAGAGUGAUGACCUGGAUCCGAUCGCGAGAGAUGACCAGGAAGAAGCGCGAAGGCUAGAACAGCAGCGUGAAACUACCAAGCGCGAAGGACUUGAGGCUGAGCGCAGAUAUGUGGCUGCUGAGAGGCGUCGCUUCGAGCACUGGGAGCGAGAGACCGAGAAGGAGAGACGAGCAAAUGAGGACAGAGUGUCGCGAGCUUCGGGCCUGCUAGCGAGGACAGAGUCGUGGGAUGUAGCCCGCGAGAUGGAGCGAGAAAUGUUCUUCUACGAUCGCUUGCGAUGGAGGUCUCACAGAUCGGCUGCACGAUCACGCGAGGAGGCGGCGGAUGCAGCUGAAGAGGCAGCUGAGGCGGCAGAGGCGGCAGCCAAGGUCGAAGCAGAUAGGUUGGCGGCCGAAAAGGCGGCUGCGGACGAAGCUGCAGCGCUGGAAGCCGCUAGAGCUGCUGGUGUUCUCGUGCCCUCUGGCGACGGAUCUCAUGCGCCUCUCCGACUCAAAGUGCAGGCCAACGCAGCUGGCGGCACAUCCAAGGAAGCGGAAGAUGAGCACGCGGCGCAUGCUGUGGCGAAUGCGUCUAGCGGACUCAAGCCGGUGUUGGGCGAAGCGGAAGAGGAAGAUCUGGGCCGACGCAGAUUGCGCAAGAUCGAAUUGGGCAGCACGCUCUCUGAUUCGGAGAAGGAAGCGCUGAGAGCGAAGCAUGCGCUACGAUUAGAGGCGGAGCUUGCCAGUCAAUCUAGCGAGGUCAUCUUGGCUACCGCUCCCAACUGGGACUGGGUGGACGAGGAAGUCAUCAAGAGCCGCUUUAGACCGCUCGUCGAGAGACUCAUGGUGGAGUAUGUGGGAGAGCAGGUCGAGGAACUGGAAGAUGCUGUGGUCAGCGCUACGAGGGAAAGAGCAAAACCGACAAAGAUCGUAGAGACGCUGGAGCCUGUGCUGGAUGACGAUGCUGCUGCGUUUGUGGAACGAUACUGGAGAGCUUUGCUCGUCGAUACUUUGGCGGCGGCUGCGAGCGCUGCUGAUGCAGCUGCUGGAGGCAGCGCUGUCAAUGGCAACUGAGCACGCACCCGCCUCAGUCACCUGUUUUGCCCUUCUGACAUCGCGAUCCGUCAAUGACGAGAUGCUCUGAUGCAAUCUGAAGCGUGAUCGCGUCGCACCAAAAAAGCAUGUUGUAAUUCAAAGCUUGAACUUGGCUUGGCAAUGGCUCCUUUAUGCGCAGCGAAACAUUGGUACUGCACAGGGUGCCGUGAAACUGCUGGGGGCCGCGUAUGGGUACGGCAAAAUAUGCGCCGAUGUCCGAAUGUUCCACGUACGCAUCUCCGACUACAUUCUGCCACUCGGAAAUUUAAGACUGC